Saprolegnia parasitica CBS 223.65 is the source of this 588-nucleotide messenger RNA. RefSeq lists its product as hypothetical. Bases 1 to 519 code for a protein of 172 amino acids. The record is from RefSeq and is a predicted model, not a curated record. NCBI's taxonomy places the organism in Eukaryota, Oomycota, Saprolegniomycetes, Saprolegniales, Saprolegniaceae. The transcript has a single exon.
AUGCCUGCACCGCCGCCCGUCUCGACGAGCGCACUUCACCACACGCGCGUCGGCAUCCAGCGCGCGAUCGUGAGCGUUUCGCACAAGGACGCGAGUCCGCGCGACCAGGACGUCGCGUUCGUGCUCCGGGUCACGCACCACGACGCGGCGCAUGUCAUUCAGCGCGACUGGCCCGCGUUCCUGAAGCUCAAGGCGGACCUUCUGCAUGCGCUCGGCGCGGGCCACGCGUGCCCCGGUGUCUGCGUCUGGCUCUGGGAAGACCUGCACCACAACUUUGACCGCCCGGCGUCCGGCGGCAGCCUCGCCGCGUGGUGGCACAUGCUGCGCAGCGUGCACACGAAGGAGACGCUCCAGAUCUUUCUCCGCCACUUCCAGGAACUCCUCGACUCGCUUCUUCGCGUGCUCCACGCCGACGACGUCAAGUGCCUCCGCUUCCGCCACGUCACGAGCGUUCUCUGCGCGUUCCUCGACAUUGAGCCCAAGAAACGCGUCUGCAGCCGCGCCUCGAGCUUACCAUAGAGCCGAAUCCAUUCCAGAGGCAGUAGAAACAUGUACAACAAUAGUAUAGGAACAAGUUGAUACCCGGUG